AUGUUCAGACUCACAACAUUAACGGGACUCCUCCUUGCCGCUGCACAGUUGGCUGGUGCAGAGAGUCCAUCCGUGGCCUUGCGCUAUUCUACAGUUGUUGGUUCCAGCAGUAAUGGAAUCGACAGCUUUAGAGGCAUACCUUUCGCGCAACCGCCAGUAGGAUCGCUACGGUUGAAGCCACCACAACCCAUAACUUCUACUUUGGGCGAGGUGCAAGCAACUACUACUCCGAAAGCAUGCCCCCAAUUUUCUUCACAGUACACUCCCAGCGGCCUACCGUCAGCAAUAUUGAACAUCAUCACGAAUAUAACGAAUGUGAUACAAAACCAAGACGAAGAUUGCCUGACACUGAAUGUCCAGAGGCCCUCGUAUGCUCCAAGCGGUUCCAAGCUUCCCGUAGUAUUUUUCAUUUAUGGAGGAGCUUUUGAAUCUGGAGCAACACAGGGAGUUGACUCCACAAAUCUGAUCAAAGCCUCAAUUGCUUCCGGUACACCGAUCAUUUUCGUGGCGGCAAAUUAUCGAUUAGGGGGUUUCGGUUUCCUCGCUGGCAAAGAGCUCCUCGACGAUGGAAGCACGAACCUAGGUCUAUUGGACCAGCGACUGGCCUUGCAGUGGGUCGCUGAUAAUAUUGAGCAAUUUGGUGGCGAUCCCGAUAAAGUGACACUUUGGGGAUUCUCUGCAGGCUCUAUGAGUGUCUUUGAUCAGACGGCGCUCUUUGGAGGCAACUACUCUUAUCACGGAAAGCCCCUUUUUAGAGCAGCAUUGAUGGAGAGCGGUAGCAUCCUCCCUGCGGAGCCUGCCAAUUCUACAAAAGCUCAAAUCGUUUAUGACAAGGUCGUUGACAGCGCCGGGUGCUCGACAUCCAACGAUACUCUCGCAUGUUUGAGGUCUCUAGACUUUAACACCUUCCUAUUAGCGACAGAAUCUGUUCCCAUCUCAAGCAGUUACAAUUCCAUCGCUUUGUCAUACCUACCACGGCCAGAUGGAACAACCCUCCCCGAUUCACCAGACAUCUUGGCUUCAAGAGGCCAAUUUGCCAAAGUCCCCCUGUUGCUAGGCGACCAGGAAGAUGAAGGAACUCUUUUCUCGGUUUACCAAUUGAAUCUUACUAGCACACAAGACCUUGAAGAAUAUCUUGGCAGCCUCUACUUCCAGCAAGCCACUGCGUCUCAAGUCCAAGAUCUGGUGGCCACCUAUCCAGACGAUCCCUCGGCUGGUUCGCCUUUCAGAACAGGGCCGCUGAAUAACAUCUAUCCAGAAUACAAACGACUGGCCGCUAUACUUGGUGACUUUAUUUUCACGCUUCAAAGGCGCAGUCUUCUUGAGAUAGUAGACCAGAUAGCCCCAUCAGUACCAACAUGGUCCUUUCUUGCGUCUUACUUAUACGGGACGCCUUUUUUGGGAACUUUCCACACAACCUCACAAAUCGCUGCAUUUGGGGUGCUUCCAGGCUAUGCUGCCGCCGUUACCCAAGAAUUUUACAUCUCUUUUUUCAACACGAUGAACCCAAAUAGCAAUGUCUCAGCACUGCUCCCCAUAUGGCCAUGCUGGGGAUCUGGAAAACAGGUGAUGCAACUUGGUGCAACUUCUUCAUCUUUGUUAAAUGACAGCUUCCGAUCGGCGUCCUUUAAUUUCAUCAGAUCAAACUCCCAAGUACUACAUAUUUAG
This is a messenger RNA of Trichoderma aggressivum f. europaeum, 1668 nucleotides long. RefSeq lists its product as uncharacterized. NCBI's taxonomy places the organism in Eukaryota, Fungi, Ascomycota, Sordariomycetes, Hypocreales, Hypocreaceae. The transcript has a single exon. The coding region runs from base 1 to 1668 and encodes 555 amino acids. The record is from RefSeq and is a predicted model, not a curated record.